AGGUCGCUCCACAAUAUUGGCCCUCACACCAUCGACUUCUUUACGCCCUCCUGUUUUCGCCUUAUUUCCUUAUCAAAAGUAGUUUAUUCCCGAGUAGAAGGAUGUAUUUUUAACGUUCUACAUUCAGCAGCAACAUACAGAGGUCAUGCCAUGGGCUUGUCUCAUGUGAUUUUUAGGUGCACCUCAUUGAAGAUGACAGGUCAAACGCCUCAUCAUCUUGGUCGACGUCAUACCUAUGUACUGUAUUCAGAUUGAAGGGUACAUCCUUCAUGGUGGCAGGUGUAAACAUAUACUACGUUUGACUGCUGUAAAGGGUUCUCCAUUAGCUUCGGGCUGUUUUUAAUGAGGAGAUUUUAAGGAAGCACACAUCUCAGGACUGUGGCAUGCACGAGUGGCACUUUAGUCUUUAGUGUAACAGUGUCGGAGAAAGAAGUCUUUUUUAUCUACUAAAAAACAACUCGUUUUGGAUAUUAAGUAUAUCUUGCCGUGAGUAUGAUGGAUGAAUAUAAUGGGCUUGAGAAAACAUUUGUUGAACACCACAAGAUUCAGUUGGAGUCGUCAGCUGUUCCCCGAUAUUUCUGGCCCACUGUCUUAAGAAAGCUCCAGGGACAAGUGUAUGAUGCGGGUGAAUAUUUCCAGUUGUGCCAGUUAACGUAUGCUGAUGGUGAAAAUGAUACAGAAGAUCCCUUAUGGCAAGUCAUUGUAACUAAACCAGAAGGAAUCAAGGCCACUGAUCCAGAAAAUAUAUUCCUUAUCGACCAUGCUUGGACGUAUAGAGCUAAUGAAGCCAGGCAGUAUUUGACGGACGUUCCUGGUCUACUGGAGAGAAUGGUGGCCCUCAUGGACAUUCCACGUGAAGAUAAUGAUCGAGAGCAGUUUAUAGAAAAGGUUCUUCAAGAUAUGUGGAAGUUUAAUGGAACAUAUAGCCUUGUUGGAAAAACAGCAGAAGAACGUCUUCCAGUUUGGUACAUUAUGGAUGAAUUUGGGUCACGGAUUCAGCACUGUGGUGAACCCAAUUUUCGUGUAAUACCUUUCUUUUACACCCCUCACCAGUGCUGCUACUCUUUGUUGUUCCCUAUUCAGGAUGUAGAAGAGGGCGAGGAAGUAACUAGAAAUUAUGUGGAAACUCCGCCAGUUGAUUCAGUGACCCGUGAUGCCCAGAUGCUUCCUUGGUUUCCUGUUGACCUCUCUUAUGUUGAUCAUCGACAGACAGAGCCUCCAGAAGAAUUUUUUCAGUCAGGCCGUAUGAACGAAAUUCUCCCAGACUGUGACACCGAGGCUACCGAUCCACCAUCUGACUAUCCACUGCGUGUGUAUGCCGAAUAUGAAUUUGUUCGUGAAUAUUUAACUGAUAAACGUUUUAUUGUCGUGGACUCCAAAGAAGAAGCUGACAUUUUAUGGUUUAUUGCACAUUUUAAGGACUUCAGGAGUCUUCGGGAUAGACCUUCUUGUCGGAUCAACCAGUAUGCAUGUGAGCACCUGAUUACCGUCAAGGACCUGCUGGGUGUUGUCUGUCGGCGUGCUGUUGACCUCAGUAAGGAAGAAGGGGAGUGUGAUACAGCUGGGCCAUCUUGGUUACCUCUUACAUAUUGUCUCAAGAGGGAACUAGUCAAGUUUGUAUCAUUGUUUCAGAGAAGAGAAAAGAAUGGAGAAGACAACUACUGGAUCAUAAAGCCAUGGAACCUAGCACGUGGUCUGGAUCACACCGUUACAAAUAAUCUGAAUCACAUUAUGCGUCUCCCCUCCACAGGCCCAAAAAUCGCCCAGAAGUACAUAACGACCCCAGUUUUAUUUCAUCGAGAAGACAUUGAUGCAAGUGUCAAGUUUGACAUUCGUUAUAUUGUGAUGCUGCUCAGUGUGGAGCCUCUAAAGGUGGCUGUGUACAAACGCUUCUGGAUUCGAUUUGCUAACAAGCCUUUUGAUCUGACGGAGUUCGACAGUAGCGAGAAACAUUUUACUGUAAACAACUAUAAUGAUUCAUUUCUACUUCAGAUGUACUGCCAUGAUUUUAUUAGCAAGUUUAAUAGCCAAUAUCCUGAGCAGCCUUGGGAGGUGUCAGAAAAGAAGAUAUAUAACAUGAUCCUUCAGGUGUUCAAGGCUGCAACGUCUCUGGAUUACCCAAGAGGCAUUCCUCAUAAUUCCCAGUGUAAAGGAUUUUAUGGGUUUGAUAUAAUGGUGGCAUGGGCAAACAAAGAUAAAGAAAUCAUGUGCCCAAAGCUGCUAGAGGUCAACUUUAAUUCUGAUUGUAAACGAGCCUGCGAAUAUUAUCCCGAGUUUUUCAACGACAUUUUCUCUGUGAUGUUCCUCGAUGAGACCGAAGGACAUAACGUUGCCAUUCUUCAAUGAGAGCGGCCAGUGGUAGUUCCCCCUCUCUCAAUGGCAGUGUUGCUGUCUCUUUAUCAUUUUGGAGAACAAUGUUAUGCAACUUGUAAAUUUUAUUUUUGUUUGAGUUAUAUUAAUCGAGUUGUUUUUAAAUAUUUUAAAAUUUAUAUGCGCAUGGAACAUAUAUGCUGUGAAAAUUCUUAACAGUGCAUCUAAUAAUUCACUGAAUUGUAUAUUUCUCUAAAGUGAAUUUUUAACUUGCUUUUUAAACUAUAUUGGCUUAUAUAACAAUUUGAAAGUUAACAGUUCAUAUUACAUUUUUAAUGUAUAGUCUAUUAGACUAUAUGGGUUUUUUAAGGUGAUAUGUAUUUGAGAUGAGGUAAGCUACUUGUAGAUAUGUUCAGUGCAGAUAUAUGUUACUCAGGUCUGAAUAUGUGAAUUGCAAAUGUGUUGAAAGCUAUAUAAAAGAUACUAUCUGUUAUGUGCUUGAUGAUUAAAAGAGAAUAUGUAA
This is a messenger RNA of Procambarus clarkii (red swamp crayfish), 2833 nucleotides long. It is a transcript of the gene TTLL12, whose product is annotated as Tubulin tyrosine ligase-like 12. Gene Ontology annotation, cellular component: cytoplasm. Lineage: Eukaryota; Metazoa; Arthropoda; Malacostraca; Decapoda; Cambaridae. The record is from RefSeq and is a predicted model, not a curated record. Gene Ontology annotation, biological process: protein modification process.